AUGGAAGGAGGAUAUGGCUGGACAGAAGAGGAAAUGGUUGUUUUUGGAACUGCACUUGCUGCAGCAACAACAACUAUUGCAGUGGGAGAAUAUUGCAUCAAUUAUUUAUUUAGGACAUCCUCAAGAUUUGGAGACUAUGAAAGAAGCAGGAUAAUAAAUUGGAUAAUUAGAGAGGGCGAGCAAGUUUGUGUUGCUCAACUUAGAAUGAACAAAGCCACAUUCUUCAACCUAUGCUCUCUUCUUAGGGAUAGAAAUAUGCUUCCUGAUGGGAAACAUAUUUAUAUGGAAGAACAACUGGUUAUUUUCCUUCAUACAGUAGGCCAUAAUGUGAGAAACCGUGUAAUUGAAAAUCAGUUUAUAAGGUUGGGAGAAACGGUUAGCCGUUACUUUACAAAAGCUCUGGAUGCUGUUGUCGGACUAUAUCCCAAUUUUGUAAAACUCCCAAGUGCAGAAACACCUCCCGAGAUUCUAUCCAAUCCAAAAUGGAGCACAUAUUUUCAGGAUUGUAUUGGUGCAAUUGAUGGCAUCCAUGUACCCGCCUAUGUGCCUGCAUUGGAAAGUGCGACCUACCGUAACAGGAAAGGGAUCCUCUCUCAAAAUGUAAUGGUCGCAUGUACAUUUGAUAUGAAGUUCGUAUAUGUGCUCGCCGGAUGGGAAGGAUCUGUCUCUGACGCACGCAUCUUACAUAGUACAUUGACACAUACCACUGAUCGUUUUACUAUCCCCCAGGGUAAAUACCACAUAGUUGAUGCUGGUUACGCCCAUUUACCUGGAUUUAUGGCUUCAUAUCGUGGUGUACAGUACCACCUCAAUGAAUACCAUACGGGCCGCAAUCCUACGAAUAAGAAAGAACUUUUUAACUAUCAACAUACUCAAUUACGAAAUGUUAUUGAGCGGAUAUUUGGAGUACUCAAAGCGCGAUUUUCGAUCCUCAAAUCAGCUCCACCAUACAACCUUAACACACAAGUGAAGAUAGUGAUCGCAUGUUGUAUGUUACACAACUUUAUCCGUAUAUUUGGAGGAGAUAGUUUAAUGGAAGAGGAGGUCACCUCAACGGAAGUAACAGAGAGUGUGGAUCUAUCACCAUGUGAGGGUAAUGCCACACAACGUGAAAAGGAUGAAUGA
This is a messenger RNA of Magnolia sinica, 1125 nucleotides long. RefSeq lists its product as uncharacterized. NCBI's taxonomy places the organism in Eukaryota, Viridiplantae, Streptophyta, Magnoliopsida, Magnoliales, Magnoliaceae. Bases 1 to 1125 code for a protein of 374 amino acids. The transcript has 3 exons. The record is from RefSeq and is a predicted model, not a curated record.